Messenger RNA from Ipomoea nil (Japanese morning glory), 2773 nucleotides. RefSeq names its product QWRF motif-containing protein 2-like. Gene Ontology annotation, molecular function: microtubule binding. The transcript has 6 exons. Gene Ontology annotation, cellular component: centrosome; cytoplasm; nuclear microtubule. The record is from RefSeq and is a predicted model, not a curated record. The coding region runs from base 395 to 2356 and encodes 653 amino acids. Lineage: Eukaryota; Viridiplantae; Streptophyta; Magnoliopsida; Solanales; Convolvulaceae. Gene Ontology annotation, biological process: spindle assembly; centrosome cycle.
GUCACAAAACCCCAAAACCACCCUCGCUAAAGGAUGUACGAAUUCUCUGUGCCCCCAAAUCUCACCCUUCUCUCACGGGCACAGACACUCUCUCUGAGGCCACUACUACUACUUCCCGGAAAAAAAAAUCAGUUUUUUACUUGUUCUUCGUAUUUGUCUUUCGAGGGAAAAAUUGAGAGGAAAAGCAGGAAUCUUGAGGAAAUGUGGGAUUUUUGAAAGACCCGGACUGGGAUUGUGAUUGAUGGUCGGAUUUGUUGAUUGUUGCAGGUUUUAGGGGAUGCAGAGGCGAAAGGGGAUUCUGGGUAAGUGUAUUUUGGUGUGAAAUUACAAUGUGAGAGGCGAAUUUGGGGGUAGUGUGUGUGUAUGUGUUUGUGAUUUUGUGUGUGUGAGUGUGAUGAUGGUGGUGGCUGCGUUUUCUGGUGCAGCUUCAGCUCAAAACCCCAAAACCAGCUCACAAGGGGAGCCUCAAAUUAACACAAGGAGACCUCCAUUAUUGCCGUCUGAGAAGGACAAUAAUGGAGUUCACAAUAACCCUAAGAGACCCAAAGCUAGAGUGGUCUCUUCUAGAUACAUGUCCCCUUCUCCUUCAACUUCUUCUUCGAAUUCAUCCUCUGUGUCUUCCUCAUCCUCAAAGACUUCAACUUCCAGAAGAUUCCCAUCCCCUUUACUCUCCAGAAACUCGACUCCUUUCUCCACCGCGCCGCCUUCUUCCGGGCCCAAAAGGUCCGUUUCCGUCGACAGGAGGCGGCCGGCGGUUUCGAGGCCUCUAACACCCGAUCUCGAUCUGAAAGUGAAUAAUGGGAGUGAGAUUUCAGCUGCCACCAAGCUUCUGGUCACUUCUACUAGGAGUUUAUCUGUUUCCUUUCAAGGGGAGGCCUUUUCUUUGCCAAUUAGUAAGACUAAGGUAGCUCCCCCUUCGCCUAAUUUGAGUAGUAUUAGGAAGAAUACGCCCGAGAGGAGGAGGACCACUACUCCUCUGAGAGGGAAGCCCGAUGGGGGAGGAGAUCAGGUGGAGAAUUCUAGGCCCCUUGAUCAGCACCGAUGGCCUGCGAGGUCUAGGCAAGCAAAUCCGUUGUCGAGGAGUUUAAACUGUAGUGAUGCAGAGAGGAACAAGCUUAUUGGAUCUGGGAUUCGGGUACUUCAGCACUCUAUGAUGGAUGAGAGAAGGGUUUCACUUGAUAGCAGACUGAGUAUCGAUUUGGGAAAUGCUGAGCCAUUAAAAGCUGCUCAACGUGGUUUCGAUGAAAAUUCAGUAAAUAACGAGUCUUCUGUGCCUUCUGAUCGCACUGCAUCUGAUACUGAUAGUGUUUCUUCUGGUAGUACUUCGGGAAUGCAAGAGAGCGGUGGAAGUGGAACUUCCCGUGGGCCUACAGCACCCCGAGGAAUCGUUGUUUCGGCUAGGUUUUGGCAAGAAACAAAUACUAGGUUGAGGAGGUUACAGGAUCCAGGCUCACCAUUAUCCACGAGUCCGGGGUCGAAGUUGAUUGUGCCACCAAAACUGCGAAAGUACCCAAGUGAUGUCCCGGCUUCCUUGCAACGAACCAUUUCAUCGCCUAUUCGUGGUGGCAUUAGGCCUGCUUCUCCAAGUAAGUUGGGGACACCGGUGGGUUCACGGUCAUCUCCCUCGCGAGGAAUGCCUAGUCCAAGUCGCGUGAGAAACGCUGUUAGUACCAUUAGCAAUAAUUUCGUCGAGACACCUUCAGUUCUUAGUUUUGCUGUGGAUGUUCGGAGGGGGAAGGUAGGGGAAAACCGAAUCGUUGACGCUCACCUGUUGCGACUUCUUUAUAAUCGACACUUGCAAUGGCGCUUUGUAAAUGCUAGGACAGAAGCAGCCUUGCAUGUGCAGAUGCACACUGCACAGAAAACUCUUUGGAAUGCUUGGAUCAAAAUCUCAGAUUUGCGUGAUAUAGUCACCAAAAAACGACACAGGUUGCAAUUGCUGAAACAAAAAUUGAAGCUAGCAUCUAUUCUUAAGGGACAAAUAUCCUAUUUAGAAGAUUGGGCUUCCUUGGAUAAAGAACAUUCUGUUGCUUUAAUGGGUGGUAUUGAAGCUUUGAAAGCUAGCACUCUACGUCUUCCUGUUCUUGCCGGAGCAAUUGUUGACAUUCAAAGCUUGAAGGAAGCUAUUGGUUCAACAGUUGAUGUGAUGCAAGCAUUGGUAACCUCAGUCUGUUCGCUUUUGGCAAAGGUAGAAGAAGCGAAUAUUUUGGUAAUUGAACUGGCUAAAAUAACUGCAAAGGAGCGGGUUUUACUAGAACAAUGCAAAGAUUUCUUGUCUAUGGUAGCAACGAUGCAGGUUAAGGAUUGUAGUUUGAGAACACAUGUAUUACAACAUCGACGUGUAUCAACAGCCUGACAAAGACCUCUGUAGAUCUGAUCUUCAUUUGACCGACUCUAAAUUCUAACACCGCAUCAAACCUUUCAACCCGGUGGAGGUGUCAUUUCGGAGUUGCACCAAACAACUAAUUUUGGCUUCUCAUCGCCAUUUUUGGAACACGUCUCUUCCCCUUGCAUGACAUGUACUUCUACACCCGAAUAUUCUGCAAGCGAUUUUCCUUCUCACUAAUCUCUGUAUACGCGAUCUAACGUAUCCCUAAUUCCUGCUAUCAACUGUCUAGUAAAAAGGAAGAAAACUGAUGUGUAUAUAUGUACAAUUCUAUUUAGAAUGUUACCUAGUGGAGAAUUGCCAGUGUUCUUCUUGAGCACUUUCCUUUGCUUCCUGCAAGUUAUCUUUUUAAUUGCAUUUCUGGCUAAUAUGAUGAAACUAUUCUUU